UAUGCUAGGUGAAUGACCUAUUAUUCUAGCCAACAAAACCGUCGAAACAUCACCUACAUUAGUGUGACAGCAGCGGUUGUUUUCAACCUAUCAUCUGGAGGAAAAAGCUUGCCGGCGCUGUGGAACCUGGCACUCAAUCAUCUCCGAUGCUACCAACACAUUCCAAAACCAGAUUCUCAUAGGCUCAAGCGACGCGUCAAGUACAUACAAGGGCUACAAGAAUCCUCCAUGACCAAUUUCAAUACAUAAAACAUCAAGUCACUGCACCAUAUUUCCAUAUCCGGUUACCGACGGUGGUGGAGCUGCCGGCGGGGAUGACGGGCGAGCAGCGCGCGGCGUUCGAGUAUCUGGCGGUCAGCCACAGGUUCGACAACGAGGGGUUGCGCGACCAGGUCCCGUACUGGAGUGUCUGGUACCUGACGCCGCGGGUGUUCGAGAAGGAGGAGAGGGAUCGGACGAUGGCGGCGCGGGCACUCGAGACGCAAAAGAGCUCGUCUGCGUCGUCAGCGUCAGCGUCAUCCUCAUCACUAGCGGAAGCAGCAGCAGUGCAUGUCGACUUUCGGACAGAAGGACACAAAAGAGAGAUUGUGGUGGCGCACCGGGAUCCCGAUCUGUAUCGCUCCAGGCUCUGGCCGUUGACGUGCCUCUUCGGGAUGUCGUUUGGGGCGCUGCACCUGCUGUCGUGGAAUGAUGUCUUCCCCACCACGGUGGAGUUGCGGCUGUGGCGUAUCGCGGCCUUCGUGUCCAUGGGGUCGAUGCUGGUGUUCAUGCACUUCGAGAAAGUGGUGCUUCGAUGGGAGGGGAUGGUGACUAUCGUGAGCCUGUCUUCGCCGGCGGUCUAUCUCCUGAGUCGGAUGGUGAUGAUGGGGGAAGUGUUUGCGGCACUGAGGGCGGAGGAGCCGGCGAUCUACGAUACUUACGAGGUUUCCUCCUACUGGGUCCAUUUGUUAUGAACGGCACAGCUGCGUAGAGAAUCAAAGAUGUGAAAAUUGCAACUUGAUAAGACCCAACACAAACUAUGCCCUAGACCUACUCUGGAUUGUUCUUUUUCAACU
This is a messenger RNA of Aspergillus uvarum CBS 121591, 1055 nucleotides long. RefSeq lists its product as uncharacterized. The record is from RefSeq and is a predicted model, not a curated record. Bases 315 to 953 code for a protein of 212 amino acids. Lineage: Eukaryota; Fungi; Ascomycota; Eurotiomycetes; Eurotiales; Aspergillaceae. The transcript is spliced from 3 exons.